This is a messenger RNA of Mercenaria mercenaria, 1965 nucleotides long. RefSeq names its product ubiquinone biosynthesis O-methyltransferase, mitochondrial-like. Gene Ontology annotation, molecular function: 2-methoxy-6-polyprenyl-1,4-benzoquinol methyltransferase activity. The record is from RefSeq and is a predicted model, not a curated record. Lineage: Eukaryota; Metazoa; Mollusca; Bivalvia; Venerida; Veneridae. The coding region runs from base 92 to 1090 and encodes 332 amino acids. Gene Ontology annotation, biological process: ubiquinone biosynthetic process. The transcript is spliced from 6 exons.
AACGUCUUUUGAUCGAGAAGAAUUUUCGCAGACGCUUAAUUUUGAUAUAUUUUUUUUUUUGAAAAGAUAACAAAAUCAGCCGUAAGAGAAUAUGUUUGGAUUGAAAACGUGGAUUUCUGUUAGAUUUUUAACUAAAUGCAGUGCAUGUUCAUGUGUGAGGCAAUGCCAUUUUUCUGUUUUAACCCAAGCUGCUAAACGCAAAAAUUGGAUGGUUGGAAGUUCUGCUCGUUCAAUAAAAAAGCGUUUGUCAAGAACACGUUCUUCUGACAUGUACUACGUUCAAGAUGGAAACAAUUCAUCAAAGAGACAAUAUUCAGGUCGGCCUAUGGUCACAAACACGAUGGAUGAGGAUGAAUUGCGCCAUUUUAAGUCUCUUGCCCAGUCAUGGUGGAAUGAAACAGGAGAAUUUGAGGCAUUGCAUGCAAUGAAUAAAUUGAGAGUGCCAUUUAUACGAGACGGUUUAUUGAAUCAUAGGGAUGACAUGUCAGAAAACCCGUCACAGCCAUUGCAAGGCCUGACCAUAGUAGAUGUUGGAAGUGGGGGUGGUAUCUUGACUGAGCCUCUUGCAAGACUUGGGGCAUUUGUUGUUGGUCUAGAUCCAGUGGAGGAAAGUACAAAAAUUGCUCAGCUUCAUUUAGAGGAAGAUCCAAGCCUCUUGCCACGUGUCAAAUAUAUUACUGGCUCGGUAGAGGACCUUGUUGGUACAGAGUCAGAGACAUUUGAUGCAGUGGUAGCUUCUGAAGUGGUGGAACAUGUAGCUGACCAUGUCGCUUUUUUAGAGUCUUGUUGCAGUCUUGUCAAGCCAGGAGGAUCUUUAUUUAUUACAACAAUGAACAAGACUACCCUAUCAAGAGGACUAGCUGUCUUUACUGCAGAAAGAAUACUCCGAGUUGUCCCUGAAGGAACACAUGACUGGGAGAAGUUUGUCCCGCCUGAAGAUCUGAAACUUUUGCUGGAAAACAACAAUAUGCAUACAAGACUUAUUCAUGGGAUGUUAUAUGUGCCUGCGCUACGGGAAUGGAGAUGGGUAAAAAAUAUAAGUAUAAACUAUGCAAUGCAUGCUGUGAAAGGAGAACAUCAUGAAACUUAGUGAUACACUGUAGAACAUUCCAGUUCUGCUGGCUGCUUUGUUUGAAAUAUUUUGAGCAAUUAUACAAUCAUAGAGCCGUACUAUCUUUUGAAAGCAUUGUACGUAAGAUGGUUUCUCAGGAGCUGCUGGACAUUUUAGGUAACUCUUCUCAACCAUUAAGACAUGUCUUAAACUCUAUACAGUUGAACCUUUGUGUCUUGAAUUCUAAGAUUCUAAGGGAUCAAGCACUUUACUUCGAGAUAACCGAAAUUCAACUUGAAAUGAUAUUUUGUGCAUGUGUUUUCGGGACCGAACUUGAAAAUAAUACGAGAUAGCCAGAAUUUUGAGAUACUGAGUUUCAAUUAUACAUUUUACUGUUUUGAAAAUAAGCCUCAUUUGUUACUGAGACCUUCAUUAUUCAAUAUGAAAAAAAGACAGUAGGGUACAGUAUUACUCAAUUUUUUGUUUUUCCAUGAAUACCUUUAUACGAGGGUCGAAGCAAGCUAUACUUGCAUAGUCAUGCUCAUUUGUGUAAAGAGCUGUGUUAUCUUGUGAAACCUCUUCUCAAGAGCUACUAGGUGUUGUGGGUAACUUUUCUCACAUAUAUAUUUUCCUUUUUUAUACGUAAUUAAGCCUUAUUUGUGACUGAGACAUUUUAUGCUCACUGCAAUGAAGUGAUGGCAUAAUAUGAUUUUGCAUCUGUCUGUUAGUCUGUAUAUACUUUGUUUAUAGUUGCCUAAUGCAUGAAUAUUUUCUUUUUCUGUCAAGUCUUGAAUGAUUUUCAAUAUGCAUAGGGUGACAGCUGGCUAAAUUACAUCUCACAUUACUGUUAUAUUAUUUGACUGUUACAUUAUUUGAUAAUGGUUCUGUCAUAAUAAAUGCUACUUGUUACACAG